Molecule: messenger RNA, 1085 nt
Organism: Lycium ferocissimum
Lineage: Eukaryota; Viridiplantae; Streptophyta; Magnoliopsida; Solanales; Solanaceae
Exons: 6
Coding region: 49-576 (175 amino acids)
Source: RefSeq, a predicted model, not a curated record
AAGAUUUUAUGUGGCGCCAAUGGCUUAACCGAUCCACAAGAAAAUCCAAUGUCUCUUUUCGUAGCUACGGUGGCUCUGCCACAUGUCGCCACCGUGAUGACGAAGCAGCCACGUCAGAGACCAAAUCCUAAAACCCAAAAUGCUAAACCAAAUAUAACCACCACUAAUCCUACCGUAAAGAAAAUAACUUCAGGUUUUAACAGUAGAAAUAAAGAGCCCACGUGGCAGUGUGUCAAGAAUUGUGGUGCAUGCUGUAAACUUGAAAAAGGGCCGAAUUUUCCUUCUGCUGAAGAGAUUUUCGAUGACCCUUCUGAUAUUGAGUUAUUCAACAGCUUGGUGGGUUCUGAUGGAUGGUGCAGACAUUUUGAUAAGAGCACAAGAAAAUGCUCCAUUUAUGCAGAUCGCCCAUAUUUCUGUCGGGUGGAACCGGCCAUCUUUGAGACACUGUAUGGGAUUGAAAAGAAAAAGUUCAACAAGGAAGCUUGCAGUUGCUGCAUAGACACAAUUAAAGCGGUAUAUGGAUCAAGCUCAAAAGAGCUGGAGAAUUUCAAUGCUGCAAUAUGGAGCUCAACUUAGUUCUGCUUUCUUUUUUCUGAGAUUCCAAAUUUCGCGUAUAAUACUCUUUCCUCUUGUUGGAUGUGAUUGCUAAAGGUAUCUCAUCAGGUGCAUCAUUUUGUUUCGAUCAGUGUUUGGAGCCUGUUGCAGUAUCAGUUCUAUGCAUGCAGAAUGAACUGGUGCGCUACAAUUGAAUCUCGAAUACUCCAAAUUUGAUGGGGAAGUGCAAAUUAAAGACAUGGAGAUCUUUUGGCUAGGCAGAUCGAUGAAUCAUCAUAGUCGAAUGAAGAUGUUUGUGAUUUAGCACUGGAUCAUCUUCUGUAAAGAACUAGAUAGAGUACAAGGAUACAGUAGCUUCUAUGAGUAGACACCUAUGUUUGCUAAUGUCAAAUUUCACUGUAUGGCCAAUCUUUACCAGAAUUUGUGGGAAGAGACAUGAUCAUAUUUCCUUUAUAUCAUAAAAUUCAGUUUAUUCAUCUUUUUGUAUGAACUUAGAAAUUAUUUUUGUGCAUAAUUAACUCUAAACUUUC